AUGGCAAUUCCACUCAUUCGUUUAAGCCUUUUGGCUCUUCUAGCUACAGCCUCUUCUAUAUCCUCCCCGCCCGUUCAAGAUCCAGAACUAGUAGUGCAAGAAGUGAAUAAGAACAUCAGCACCGCCUCAAGGAGAAAAUUAGCCUAUCUGUCUUGUGCGACAGGGAAUCCCAUUGAUGAUUGCUGGAGGUGCGACCCAAAAUGGGAGCAGAACAGGAAACGGCUUGCGGAUUGUGCUAUUGGAUUUGGAAAGCGUGCAAUCGGCGGCAAGAACGGCAAAAUAUAUGUGGUCACGGAUGCCGGAAAUGAUGACCCUGUGAACCCCAAGCCAGGCACUCUGAGGCACGCCGUGAUCCAAGAUCGGCCUCUGUGGAUCAUUUUCAAGCGUGACAUGGUGAUCAAGCUGAAGCAAGAGCUGAUUAUGAAUUCGUUCAAGACGAUCGAUGGCCGUGGCGCAAGCGUGCACAUUGCCGGGGGACCAUGCAUUACUAUUCAGUACGUGACCAACAUUAUCAUUCAUGGCAUCAACGUUCAUGACUGCAAGCAAGGUGGGAAUGCUUACGUGAGGGACUCUCCAAGCCAUUAUGGCUGGAGGACUAAGUCGGACGGCGAUGGCAUCUCGAUCUUCGGUGGAAGCCAUGUUUGGGUGGAUCAUUGCUCUCUGUCUAAUUGCCGUGAUGGUUUAAUUGAUGCCAUUCAUGGAUCUACAGCCAUCACCAUCUCCAACAAUUACAUGAUCCACCAUGACAAGGUCAUGCUCUUGGGUCACAGUGAUUCCUAUAAACAAGACAAAAAUAUGCAAGUCACUAUAGCCUUCAACCAUUUUGGAGAAGGGCUUGUGCAAAGGAUGCCAAGGUGUAGACAUGGUUAUUUCCAUGUGGUUAACAAUGACUACUCCCAUUGGAUAAAGUAUGCAAUCGGUGGCAGUGCCGCUCCAACUAUUAACAGCCAAGGAAACAGAUUUCUUGCUCCUAAUAGCAGAUAUAACAAGGAGGUUACCAAACACGAGAAUGCACCACAGAGCGUGUGGAAGAAUUGGAACUGGAGAUCCAAAGGAGAUUUGCUAUUGAAUGGGGCUUUCUUCACUCCCUCAGGGGCUGGAGCAUCUUCAAGUUACGCCAAGGCAUCAAGCUUGAGUGCAAAAUCAUCUUCGCUCGUGAGUGCAAUCACAGCCGGAGCGGGUGCACUCAAGUGCAAGAAGGGCUCGUAUUGCUGAUGAUUAUGAGUACGUACUGGCGCCUGUGAUUACUUAGAGAGCCCGGCUCCCCAUAAA
This is a messenger RNA of Juglans regia (Persian walnut), 1272 nucleotides long. RefSeq names its product probable pectate lyase 5. Gene Ontology annotation, molecular function: pectate lyase activity. NCBI's taxonomy places the organism in Eukaryota, Viridiplantae, Streptophyta, Magnoliopsida, Fagales, Juglandaceae. The transcript has 4 exons. The coding region runs from base 1 to 1215 and encodes 404 amino acids. The record is from RefSeq and is a predicted model, not a curated record.